This is a messenger RNA of Cladophialophora psammophila CBS 110553, 852 nucleotides long. Its product is annotated as dephospho-CoA kinase. Gene Ontology annotation, molecular function: ATP binding; dephospho-CoA kinase activity. NCBI's taxonomy places the organism in Eukaryota, Fungi, Ascomycota, Eurotiomycetes, Chaetothyriales, Herpotrichiellaceae. Gene Ontology annotation, biological process: coenzyme A biosynthetic process. Bases 1 to 852 code for a protein of 283 amino acids. The transcript has a single exon. The record is from RefSeq and is a predicted model, not a curated record.
AUGCUUGUAAUCGGGCUUACAGGCUCGAUCGCAACGGGCAAAUCCACCUGCUCUCAGAUACUGUCCUCUCCCCCGUACUCUUUGCCAUUGGUCGAUGCCGACUUGCUAGCACGAAAAGCAGUGGAACCAGGCACAUGGGGAUACCGCCGCAUAGUCGCAACCUUUGGUCCCACGACACCAGAACUCCUCCUUCCGGCCUCAGAUCCCCAGUGCGGCGGCAAGGAAAAUGGGCCGAACGGCAAAGGGAGACCGUUGAACAGACCCAUGUUGGGGAGAAGAGUGUUUGGCAAUACAGAAGAGAGGAUACACGACAGGAAGAAGCUGAACGCCAUCGUACAUCCAGCCGUGCGGCUCCUCAUGGCACGCGCGAUGCUGUAUUACUAUCUCCGAGGACAUUGGGCUGUGCUUGUUGACGUUCCCUUGUUGUUCGAGUCUGGUCUCGACAUCUUCUGCAGCACGGUCAUUGUCGUCGCUGUCUCCGAUCCACUGAUCCAGAUGCAACGUCUCCAAGACCGAGAUCCGCAUCUAUCGUUUGAAGAUGCAGAGAACAGAGUCAAGAGCCAGGUCGAUGUGCGAGAAAAGGCUGUGCGAUGUGAACGUCGAAACAACGGCAAGAAGGAUGCGGGAAAAGGUUAUGUCCUCUACAAUGACGGAAGUAAAGACGAUCUUAAGAUUCAGAUUGCGGACGUCAUGGGGAAGAUCAGAUCUAAAAGUCCGCGGUGGUGGAGUCUGCUGCUUCUUGUUUGCCCGCCUCUUAUGGCUACGGUCGCGUCCUGGGAAGUAUUCUGGAACUGGUAUGUACGGCGGAAGACUAUUAAGGCGAGAGGCGAAGAAAUGGCGAAACCGAAAUAG